UAGAAUCUACACAUUGCUGUCAAAACAUUUUUUGUUUAAUGUCUAGUAAACGUUUAGGAGAUCGCAUUUCGUAUUAGUUUUUUUUUUUUCUAGUGAGGAAAGAAAUUAUCACUGCAGAAUAAACUUCACAUUUGCAAACAGUUUACAAUGGCACAUAUUCCGGCUACUUCGUUAGGCAGUAAAAGUAAGAAACAUUUUCUAGGAGUUCCUGCUCCUCUUGGCUAUGUCGCCGGUGUGGGACGAGGUGCAACUGGUUUCACAACCCGUUCCGAUAUCGGUCCUGCGCGAGAUGCUAAUGAUGUUUCUGAUGACCGGCAUGCUCCACCAGCGGCCAAACGCAAGAAGAAGGAAGAGGAGGAGGAAGAUGACGAGGAUCUCAAUGACUCCAAUUACGACGAAUUUAGCGGUUACAGCGGUUCGUUGUUUUCGAAAGAUCCCUACGAUAAGGAUGAUGCUGAAGCGGAUGCCAUUUACGAAAGUAUCGAUAAGCGAAUGGACGAGAAACGUAAAGAGUAUCGUGAAAAACGAUUAAAAGAAGAUUUGGAACGAUAUCGUCAAGAGCGACCCAAAAUCCAACAACAGUUCUCCGAUUUGAAACGUAAUUUAAUCGCCGUAUCCGAGGAUGAGUGGGCUAAUCUACCGGAAGUCGGUGAUAGCCGCAACAAAAAGCAACGUAAUCCACGAGCGGAGAAAUUCACACCACUGCCCGAUAGUGUGUUGUCGAGGAAUUUGGGAGGAGAAACAGCUAGUACAAUCGACGCCCGUUCGGGGUUGGCUUCAAUGAUUCCGGGAGUUGCAACACCUGGAAUGCUCACUCCGAGCGGAGAUUUAGAUUUGAGGAAAAUCGGUCAAGCCAGAAAUACACUGAUGAAUGUAAAACUGUCGCAGGUUUCUGAUUCGGUGGCCGGCCAAACUGUUGUGGAUCCUAAGGGAUAUUUAACAGAUCUUCAGAGUAUGAUUCCAACCUACGGUGGUGAUAUAAACGACAUUAAGAAAGCUAGGCUGUUGCUAAAGAGUGUUCGUGAAACGAAUCCUAAUCAUCCGCCAGCAUGGAUAGCCAGUGCUCGUUUGGAAGAAGUUACAGGCAAGGUACAAAUGGCUCGCAACUUGAUAAUGCGAGGCUGUGAAGUCAAUCCACUAAGCGAAGAUCUUUGGCUGGAAGCAGCACGCUUGCAGCCCCCAGACACGGCAAAAGGUGUAAUUGCACAAGCUGCUAGGCACAUUCCUACGUCGGUCAGAAUAUGGAUCAAAGCUGCCGAUUUAGAAACGGAAACCAAAGCAAAAAGACGCGUGUUUCGUAAAGCGCUGGAACAUAUUCCAAAUUCUGUUCGGCUGUGGAAAGCUGCUGUUGAAAUGGAGAAUCCGGAAGAUGCUAAAAUUCUACUUUCAAGAGCUGUAGAAUGUUGCAACACCAGCGUUGAACUGUGGCUUGCUUUGGCUCGGUUAGAAACGUACGAAAAUGCCCGCAAAGUGCUUAACAAAGCUCGAGAGAAUAUUCCGACAGAUCGUCAGAUUUGGACAACAGCUGCUAAGUUGGAAGAAGCCAACGGAAAUAAUCAUAUGGUUGAGAAAAUCAUUGAUCGUGCAAUGACAUCGCUUAGCGCCAAUGGCGUUGAGAUCAAUCGGGACCAGUGGCUUCAGGAAGCUAUGGAAGCUGAAAAAGCUGGUGCCAUCAAAUGUUGCCAGGCGAUCGUUAAAUGUGUCAUCGGAGUUGGAAUUGAUGAGGAAGAUCGCAAACAAACAUGGAUUGAUGAUGCAGAUCAUUGUGCUAAAGAGGGGGCCUUCGAAUGUGCACGGGCAGUGUACAAUUUUGCUCUUUCGGAGUUUCCUUCUAAAAAGAGUAUUUGGUUGCGAGCUGCCUAUUUCGAAAAGAAUCACGGUACUCGUGAAAGUUUAGAAGCUAUACUACAAAAGGCAGUCGCUCACUGUCCGAAAUCAGAAGUCCUUUGGUUGAUGGGUGCCAAGUCCAAAUGGUUGGCCGGCGAUGUACCAGCAGCUCGUGGUAUUUUGUCACUGGCUUUUCAAGCAAAUCCCAAUUCGGAAGAUAUUUGGUUGGCCGCAGUUAAACUGGAGUCGGAAAAUGCUGAAUAUGAACGAGCGCGACGACUUCUGGCAAAAGCAAGAGCUUCGGCUCCCACUCCCAGAGUUAUGAUGAAGUCUGCCAAGCUUGAGUGGGCUCUCAACAAUUUGGAAACUGCUCUUAGUUUAUUGGAUGAUGCCGUGAAAGUUUUUCCGGAUUUUGCUAAAUUAUGGAUGAUGAAGGGACAGAUCGAAGAACAGAAAAGGCUAUAUGAACAAGCAGUUGAAACCUAUAACUCCGGUUUGAAAAAAUGCCCUAACUCGAUUCCACUUUGGCUUCUAUUGUCAAGUUUAGAGGAACAAAGAGCUCUGCUUACCAAAGCACGUUCUGUCCUAGAGCGAGGUCGUUUGAAAAAUCCGAAGAAUUCAAUUCUUUGGCUAGCUGCGAUCCGAAUCGAGAUACGGGCCGGUUUGAAAGACAUGGCAAACACACUAAUGGCAAGGGCGCUACAGGACUGUCCAAAUGCAGGUGAGCUGUGGGCCGAAGCAAUAUUCCUAGAAGCUCGACCACAACGAAAGUCCAAAUCUGUGGAUGCUCUGAAAAAAUGCGAGCACGAUCCACACGUCCUGUUAGCAGUUUCAAAACUUUUUUGGAGCGAGCGGAAAAUUCAAAAAUGCCGCGAUUGGUUCAAUAGAACGAUAAAAAUAGAUCCAGACUUUGGAGAUGCUUGGGCUUAUUUUUACAAAUUUGAAUCACAACACGGAACUGAACAACAGCAGAAUGACCUACUUGAACGAUGUGUUGCGGCUGAACCUAAACAUGGAGAAGGAUGGUGCCGAGUAAGUAAGGACAUUGCUAACUGGUGUCUCAAAACAGAUGAAGUACUAAAAGCAGUAGUGGAGAUACUACCUACACCAAUAUAAAUCGUGCUGCAGGAAGUUGAUAAUAAAUAUGCUUUGGAGAGUAGAAAUAAAGUAUUAUCAAU
Molecule: messenger RNA, 3005 nt
Organism: Malaya genurostris
Lineage: Eukaryota; Metazoa; Arthropoda; Insecta; Diptera; Culicidae
Gene: Prp6
Product: pre-mRNA-processing factor 6
Exons: 4
Coding region: 148-2943 (931 amino acids)
Biological process (GO): mRNA splicing, via spliceosome; spliceosomal tri-snRNP complex assembly
Cellular component (GO): catalytic step 2 spliceosome; U4/U6 x U5 tri-snRNP complex
Molecular function (GO): protein binding
Source: RefSeq, a predicted model, not a curated record